ACCGUAACUGAUGUGGCGGCACGUGGUAUUGAUAUACCAAGUUUGGAUUUCGUGGUCAAUUUUCAUUUCCCAGGAAAGCCAAAACUGUUUGUCCAUCGUGUGGGACGUUGCGCGCGCGCGGGACGUACCGGCACUGCUUAUUCAAUUUUUUCUACUGAUGACGCUGCUCACGUUUUGGAUCUACAUUUAUUCCUUAAUCGUCAAUUCAAUAUAAAUGAUAGUAAAACUGUUGGUGUUGCACCACAGGAUUUGUUGGAGGAGGAACAUCUAUCUGUUACAGAAGUCAAGAAAAGUCAUGAUAUUGCCGGUGUGUUUCGUACGAGUGAAAACGCGUAUAAAAAGUAUUUAUCGUCACGGCCCGUGGCCUCAACAGAAUCAAACUCUCGUAUAAAAAAGAUUAAGUUUUAUAGUUGCAAGCCUUUGGAUGAUUUCUCGUCGGUUGAAAAAUCAGAAAGUUUGAGUAGUGAAAACCAAAUGAAAUCGAAGGAAGAAGCAGCGUCAGAAGAACGUAAGUUGCAAGAAGAAAAGCAUGACUUGUUGAUGAAAAUGCGAAACUUUAAACCCUCUACAACGAUUUUCGAGUUAAAUCGCCAUCAAAAAUCUGUUCCGUUCACUACAAUGAAAGAAAAGCGGUCGAAACAUACAGAAGUUAUUGAGAAAUAUAGGAAUAAAAUGGUUGAAAUUGAAAAGGAGGAAGCCAAUAAGCAAUUAGAAGAAGAGGAUAAAGAAGAAGCAGAUGAAGCUGACGCAGAUGAUAUUAAUGCAGCGUUUGACACAAUAGUCGCUCCAAAGAAACGAAAGAACCUGGAAGACUUGUAUAAGAAUAAAAAGAAAAAGAAGAAGUCCAAUGUUAAGGACGCUGAGAACUAUAUCCCAUACCAGUCUGCAGACAAACACACCGAGGAUGGCCUUGCCAUUAAUACCUUCGAGCGACAAGCCAUGAAUGCAGAAUUCUCUGUGGUCGAUCGUGACAGCAAUACGGACAUGCGCCACAAGCCAGGCAUGAAAAGAUGGGAUCGAAUUAAGAAGAAAAUGGUGUCUGUCCAAGAUCCACGUGCUAAUAAAAUACGUUCUGAAUCGGGUGCCUGGAUUCCAGCCUCUUUCAAGACUGGCCGCUAUAAUGACUGGAAAGAAAAAUCAAAAAUCGAAGAACAGUUGCAGCGUGAAAACGACAGCGAUGACAAUGGAUUCAAACCACUUCAUCAGUCACAACGUUAUCCUGUUGGACGUCAUGCGCGUCACAAUGCAAAGGUGGCGGUCAAGAAGCGAACAGGUGGUGGCGAGAAUGAACUGCGUCAUCCUGAACAGAUAGUAAAGGCGCGUAUGCGUUUAGAAUUUAUCAAGAAGCGUAAUGCAGAAAAUGCAUUGCGUAAGGCUGAGAACAGGAAACGCAGUAUGCGGAAAUCUCAGCGAACCAAGUCAAAGAAAGGUGGCAAGAAAUAGUGGAAAAUCGAGAUGAGAGUGUAGUUGAAAAGAUAUUAGGGCUAUAUGUAUGUGGUAUCUAUAGUGUUUGGUAGGUUAUCCAAUAAAAUUCUAGAUUGAAGCGCUGUUACAGAAUACAAGAACAUAUACAAAAAAUUGAGUACCCUUCUAAUGUGUUUUUAUUAUAAAGAAUGUAAAUAAAU
Messenger RNA from Rhagoletis zephyria (snowberry fruit fly), 1625 nucleotides. RefSeq names its product ATP-dependent RNA helicase DDX54. Lineage: Eukaryota; Metazoa; Arthropoda; Insecta; Diptera; Tephritidae. The record is from RefSeq and is a predicted model, not a curated record. Gene Ontology annotation, molecular function: RNA binding; RNA helicase activity; ATP binding. Gene Ontology annotation, cellular component: nucleus; cytosol.